UGUUCCGCAGAGGGCCUCCUGCUGCCGAUCAUCUCCGAGUACACCUGGUCGGAGGGAGCGCGAGCCUUCCUCUACCUGGUCGGUCUCCUUUACUGCUUCAUGGGCGUCGCCAUUAUUGCGGACAUCUUUAUGGGCGCCAUCGAGAAGAUCACGAGCAAGACGAGGAAGGUGUACUUGACCUCGGAGAAGGAGGACGAGCCGGAGGUGAUUGAGGUGAGGAUCUGGAGCGACGCCGUGGCCAACCUCACCCUCAUGGCCCUCGGCUCCUCGGCCCCCGAGAUCCUGCUGUCGGUCAUCGAGGUCAUCGGCAACGACUUCGAGGCCAAGGAUCUGGGUCCCGGCACCAUCGUGGGUUCGGCGGCCUUCAACCUGUUCGUGAUCAGCGCCGUCUGCGUGAUGUCCAUCCCCGCCGGAGAGAAGAGGAGGAUUCGAGACCUGAAGGUGUUCCUCGUGACGGCCGUGUUCUCCGUGGUGGCGUACCUGUGGCUCCUCAUCAUCCUGAUGGUGACGAGCCCCAAUGUGGUGGAAGUGUGGGAAGCCGUGGUGACCUUCCUGCUGUUCCCUCUGCUUGUCCUCCUGGCGUGGCUGGCGGAGAGGAACUUCUGCGGCGUCCCCAACAAGACGGACACGAGUAAACAGAUAGAACUUGGGAACUUCCAGACAGGUGAGAUGGAGGAAGCAGCAGGUUGUGAAAAGUUCCUGGUGUGCUUAGGGCUUAAGCAACCAAGGAGAGUUAGGGCGGACAAAUUACUCAAGGAAAAGCAGUACUUCCGGGAUGGACGUCUGGACAGGGACGGGCUGGUCGCUUUCAUCAAGGAGGUGAAGAACUAUCCUGGGCUCACUGACGAGGAUGCGGCUGUACUGGCUGCCUCUAAGCUUGUGGAAUCCCAGAGCCACUCCAGGAUGUGGUACCGUGUCGGAGCUGUGAGAAACAUGACAGGUGGCCGGAAGACGCAACCCCAACUCUCGACGAAGCUGAAGGAGGUCUACAAUGCCAUGAAUGAACACCCUGAAGCACCCACACUGGGAGAUGUCCCCAAGGUAAUGCCUCACCAGAAUGCCAUCAUUGACUUCCACGCUGCUUCCUGUGCUGUCAUGGAGAAUAUUGGCAAGUUUAAGGUAGCCAUUAUUAGGAGUGGACGAACAGAUAAUGAAGUUAGCAUCAGGGUUGAAACAAUUGAUGGAACUGCUACAGAAGAUCAGGAUUAUGUCCCAAUCAAUGAAAUCGUCACCUUUGGACCUGGAGAAACAGAAAAAUUGAUUGAAGUGGAAAUCAUCAAUGACAACCAGUGGGAACCUGAUGAGGAGUUUUUCCUGAAGAUCUCAUUGCUCUUCAAUGCUGAAAAGCGUCAGGGAGUUCAGCUUGGCCGAAUCUCAAUCAUGGAAAUUACUAUUCUCAACGAUGAUGAACCUGGUUUGGUAAUGUUCCAGAAGCGAGGUUUUCUUGUAAAGGAGAGCAUUGGUAAGGCUAUCAUCCCUGUAGUACGAAAGAAUGGAGCUGAUGGUGAAAUUACUGUGAAAUGGAGGACAGUCGACAAAACUGCUAUAUCAGGAAGGGACUUCGAAGGAGGAGAAGGUGUUCUUGUAUUCAAGCACACUGAGAUUGAACAGAAUAUUGAGAUUCCAAUUAUUGAUGACAUGACCCCAGAAAAAGAUGAGCAUUUUGAGAUUGAGCUUCUUGAACCCACCGGAGGAGCUAAAUUGGGCCAGAUCAACCGCACAGCCGUUACUAUUACUAAUGAUGAUGAUUUCAACAAUGUUUUGGCCAACAUGAUGAUCAUGACAAAUGCCAAUGUGCAUGCACUGCAAGUUCACCAUGAGACUUACCUGAGUCAGAUUAAGGAUGCUCUCAAUGUUAAUGGUGGUGACAUUGAAAAUGCAACAGGAAUGGAUUAUGUGAUGCAUUUCCUUACCUUUGGGUGGAAAAUCAUAUUUUCUCUGGUGCCUCCCCCUGGCAUACUUGGUGGCUGGCUGUGUUUCUUCGUAUCUCUUGCCGCUAUUGGUUUGCUGACAGCAAUUAUUGGUGACUUGGCUGCCACAUUUGGUUGUCUUGUAGGACUCAAGAACUCUGUCACUGCCAUCACCUUCGUUGCCCUGGGAACUUCACUGCCAGAUACCUUUGCAUCCAAGACGGCAGCAGUUCAAGAGAAAUACGCUGAUAAUGCUGUGGGUAAUGUAACAGGCAGUAACUCAGUCAAUGUGUUCCUGGGAUUGGGAGCACCAUGGCUACUUGCAGCGAUAGUCAACAUGAUAAGGGGAAAAGAAUUCUACGUUCCUGCUGGUAACCUAAGCUUCAGUGUUAGCAUAUUCACUGGUCUUUGCAUUUUGUGCAUUGGUCUCCUUUUGCUGAGAAGAUUCCUGGGAGUGUUUGGAAAAGCAGAGCUUGGAGGAAAUAUUAUAAUGAAAUACGUCUCAGGAGCUAUCAUGAUUCUAUUCUGGCUCAUCUAUGUGCUUUGUACCUCUUUCCAGGCCUAUGGAUACUUUUAAAUAGAUGUUUGUUAUGAUUACCUGUUUGUAAGAUUGCUCUUUUGUACAACUUUAUUGUAGUUCUCUCGGGAAUUUAAUUUUGGAGAUACCCUUCCUGAAUUACAUCUCUGUGAUUGCAUAAUCAGAAUAGAGUGCAUAGACUCUUUUGAAGAUCAUAAAAGUUAUUUAACAUGUCAUAGUGAGAAUAGUGGUUCUUAUUAAAACCAUAAAUAUAAUACUGAUGUCUAUGCAUUUAUUUCAAGAUCAAAAAUUGUAAAGGAAAACUUCAAAGAAUAUAAAAGAAAGCAGAUUGCUUUUACAGCCAUCUAUAAUUUAUGCAGAUAAAUGCAAUUUGAUUUUUGACUCAAAGAUAAUAAAAAACUAUUUUGUGUACUUAAAGAUUAUCACAAAUAUUUAUCUUUUUAAACUUUCUUUUUUUUAAUGAAAUAUGGGGUUUGUCCAUUUGUCCUCAGUUUAGCUGUAAACUUACUAUGCUGUAAAUUAUUUUGCUGACAUACUAAACAUAUGCCUUCUACAAGAAAUACAAAGUGAAGAAUGACAGGCCUGUCUCUUUAUUUACUUCAGUGCAACAGGAAUAUGUAAGUGUAAAGCAACUCCUGAUGUUGUAAAUUCAUUAUGUACUAAAGUAAAUUUUGGUAAGCUAAUCAUGCCUAGUAUCAGGUUGGUUAGAAGCAUUCUUCCAAGCUCUUAUGUUGGAUGUAAGAUUUUCCACACAGAUACCUAAGAAAUUGUAUGGGAAGGGAAAUCUUGGUAAAGUUUCAUGCAUAAGUAUGCUUCCAGCCAAAAAAAUGGGACAGCUUUCCAAAAUUCACUUUAAGAUACUCAUGAAAACAACUGAACAGUUUUUUAAAAGCAAAAUUGUAAUUCCAUAUAGUAUUAAUUACUUAAAUACUUUUUCAUUUCAGUAUAUCACAGGUCUCUUUAAAUGUCUCAAGUUAACUUAUAUGCAUCAGCAUUUAAUUAAUCCAGAUGAUUUAUUCCGUAUGACUACCAAAAAAAUAUCAUAUAAUGAAAACUUAAAAUUUAAGUAUGAAUUGAUGCAUAACUUGUUGACAUAAUUAAACUUAUUAAAAGUAUUCAUUUUAUUUAUUUUUUUUUCCAAAUAUAUGAUCCAAAAUAGCAUGGGAAAAAAUGACAAAAUCUUUCAGUCUAAUGAUGUUUUCCCUCUUUGCCCUUUCAUGAGCUGCAUCAUUUAACUAGACAAUUACAAAAGAAAGAAUUUUCUAAUGAAUACAUACAUGCAUAAUAACUAAUCACUCGUAAACAAUAACUAAAAAAGUAUGCAUAUUUGCUUACUCAUAAAAGGGUAAAAAUGAAGGACCUGAUUCCUCAUUUUGAAUGUAUCAUAGGCUAAGGUUAUGUGCUUCCCAGGUUGGUUAGACAGCAGGUAAAUUAUACAUUUUAAUAUAAACUAAACCUUCAGCUGACGUUAGUAUUUAUGAUUAUUUAGGUAUUCAUAUAUAUGUGUGUUAAUGUGUAUGUAUGAAAUUAAUAUUUAGGCAUUUACAGAAAUGUAUUUUGUAUGUGUCCUAAAGAUUAUAUGUAUGGAAAUGCCUACAAUUGUUUUAUGUUGUUCUUUGUUUGUCUUCUGUUUAGUUCUUGCUAGUGGACAGAUAACUUUCACAAUGUAGUAAAAGCAAACACGUAAGGUACCAUCUAGUUCUGCAUUUUCUUAUAGAAAUAUUGGCCAUUGCUUUUACAGUUAGUGUUUAAAUUUCAUUAUAAGAGAGCCGUAAUGCUAGCUGUUAGUUCUUAGGAAUUUCACAUUUGCACAACUUUGAUAUUUUUGCUUUCAGAAUUUUUUGUGUUAUAUGGACUUUUGCUUUACUUCAGAAACCAUGUAUUUCUUGGUUUUCAUGAUGUAGAUUUAGGAAUAAUUUUAGCAUUACUGAUAGUACUCUCAUGACUGACUCCUAUGUUAUUGCUAGUACUAAUAUCAAGCAUAACAUAUGAAAAUACCUGUAUUAUAAAUUUAUAUCAUAAAAAUACCACCUCUUAUGUCAUAGUUUUCAUAUCUCUUGUAAAAACAAAGGUUUGAGUAUCAUGUGUUAAUUUGUUUAUGCAUUUCUAAUUGCAAAUAAUGAUGUUAUUUGUAAAAGAAUCUCAGAGGAGGUGGAACUGAAUUAGAUUUGUUAAUUCAUAGACGUCAAUAGAAAAAAAAUGUGAGAUUUUUCUAAUGAUAUUCAAUUGAUAUACUUUGUAUCACUCUCAAGUAUGAAUAGUAAGUACUUUUUCAGAAUAUUUAGUAUUGAUGUGUGCCUUAAUUUUAGCCAAAGAAUUGUUUGUAUUUUAUUUUUCCAUGACUUGGAGAUAUUUUAGAAGCGUAUUAGGGAGAUUAGAUCUUCCCCAAUAUAGAACAUAUGGCAGUUAUGUAUCAGUUGUGUGAAUAAUGCUAUUGUGGCAUUUUAAUUACACAUUUGAGGUAUUGACAAAACAUAAUAGUUUACAUUUUACAAGCUAUUUUCAUGACACCUCAGUCAGUGAUAUAGAGGGGGUAGUCUUUUUAUAUAUCAUCUAUUUUUCUGAUUGCAAAUCAUAGCAAGAACUUUAUGUAAAGAGUGUGUUGCUUGCUUUCAAAUGAUAGGCAGGAAAACUUUUGUAUGGAACUUCUGUAAAUGUUCUAAAUUUGUCAUAAAUUUUGUUUUAAAGAAGAAAAAAAGGGUUGGAAGGGUUGUUAUAUAAUAAGCCUGUUGUUUAUUUUAUUGCAUAUAGAAUGUUAUUAAAAUAUAGGGUUAUAAACUUGGCUUAUAUAAAGAUAUUGUUACUAAAAAUGUUUAUAUAUUUUUUUAUUCAAAAUUUGUUAUGAAAUAAUCAUUUUUUUGGUGCUCUCUUUAUUUAUCUUUAUUUAUUUUUCAGUCUCUAAAUUUUUAUAAUUUUUAACACAAGUUCCUUUGUAUUUUUUUUUGAUAAAUUGAUUAAUAUAUAUGUAUAAGGCUUCUGUUAUUUGAUGUGCAUCUUUCAACUUAAACUCCACGCAUCAGCAAUACUGUUCACUCAUCUUCUGUAGUUGUGUGGUCGUUGUUUGUUCCAACCUGUAUAACCUAACUGACAGAUGGUCAGUUUAAUCUUAAAUAUAACUGGGUAAGUCAAAUGCCAAUCUGUUUUUUAUACUGUAAAUCAACAUUAUAGAAAAGUAGGACUUUGUCAACUUUUUCUCUUUCAAGUAUUGUAUAGAGUAUCCAUGCAGAUAAUGUUUUUACUGUCAUACUUAUAGUAAUCUUUGGAUAGAAGGAUGAAUAUCAGCAUCUGAUUGAAAGCCUGUGCAAAGUUGAUUUACUUCUACUCAUAUCAAGUUCGAUAAAAUGGUACUUAAGUCCUGUAUUUUUCCAUAAUAGCUUAUAUUUAGUACUGAAGAAAAACUAAAGAAAAUUUCUCAAUAUCUUUCCUUAAUAGUGUACAGGCAUUUCAGCAACAGGGGAUUGUUCUCACUCUGGCUUAUUGAUCAGGUAUUGAAAGUUGUCAAGAAUAGAUCUUUCUCUUUUUCAUCUGAAAUUAUGAAUAUAAACAACUUUGUCCUAUAAAUAUACAUUGGUAUAAAUUUCCUGUUUACUUUGUUUUGUCCCGUUGUUAUCUAGAUUUACGUUAUGUGAGAUGUAAUAAUCAUGCUGUAUUUUAAGGUCUCUUCUUAGAAUGGUAAGACUUUGUAAAUCUUUGUUCUAGCCCAUUUUUUCCAAGAUGGGAAUGGAAGUUAUUGUUAUUCAUAUGAAUUACAAUGAAAAUACAAAAAAAAUCAAAGAUAUAAUUGUGAUAGGAACUCUCUUAAAUGAUUAUUGAAAUACUUAGGUCAACCAUUGGAUAUUUGUAAAUCAAAACUUUGGGAUCCAAGCAGUAAUAUUUUCUACAUGCUUAUUUUCAUCAGUCCCUUCACUUUUCAACUCUAUUGUUCAAUGUGCUGUUCUUGCCAAAUAAAGAAUAACAUAAGAAUAACAUUC
Molecule: messenger RNA, 6419 nt
Organism: Penaeus indicus
Lineage: Eukaryota; Metazoa; Arthropoda; Malacostraca; Decapoda; Penaeidae
Product: sodium/calcium exchanger 3-like
Exons: 17
Coding region: 100-2487 (795 amino acids)
Biological process (GO): cell communication; calcium ion import across plasma membrane; sodium ion transmembrane transport
Cellular component (GO): postsynapse; sarcolemma; axon
Molecular function (GO): calcium:sodium antiporter activity
Source: RefSeq, a predicted model, not a curated record